Messenger RNA from Pelmatolapia mariae (spotted tilapia), 2257 nucleotides. It is a transcript of the gene rgs4, whose product is annotated as regulator of G protein signaling 4. Lineage: Eukaryota; Metazoa; Chordata; Actinopteri; Cichliformes; Cichlidae. The coding region runs from base 110 to 736 and encodes 208 amino acids. The record is from RefSeq and is a predicted model, not a curated record. The transcript is spliced from 5 exons.
UGAAAGACUCUUGCAAAAACACCGCUGCUCACAACCGUGUGGUUGCCUCUCUGUUGUCAUUUAAAACAACAGAACUGACUUUGGAUUUUUAGAUUUUUAACCUUCCAUCAUGUGUAAAGGACUUGCAACACUGCCUGCGACAUGCUUGAAAAGUGCCAAAGACAUCAAGCACAAAAUAAGCUUCUUACUCCAGAAGCCUGAACCUCAAGCAGCAGAUCAGAAGCAGAUGAAAGAAAAAUCAACCACGGCUGCUGCAAAAAGGGUGCCUAAUACAGCUGAGGUGGAGAAAUGGAAGGAGUCUUUCAGCCAUGUGCUGAACAGUGAAAUGGGUCGCACAGUCUUCACCAGCUUCCUAAAGUCGGAGUUCAGUGAGGAAAACAUGGACUUCUGGAUGGCUUGCGAGGACUACAAGAAGACUGCACCUACCAAGCUAGCAACCAGAGCCAAGCAGAUCUACCAGAAAUAUAUUGGUGCAGAUGCUCCUAAUGAGGUAAACUUAGAUGCAGCGACCAGAGAAAAAACAAGACAGAACGUCGAGAACGCCUGCCCUUCUUGUUUUGACGAUGCCCAGAAGAUGAUCUACACACUGAUGGCGAAAGACUCCUAUAGGCGCUUUCUCAAAUCCAAACUGAUCCAGGAUCUGUGCCAACAACAGAGCAACGCUGCUCGGGAGAAGAAAGAGAAGAGAAGCUGUGACAUGACUGACAGCAGUCAGGUGUUAGCUGGUGGUGCUUAGUCAGGACGAAAGAAGGAAAAGCUCGAAGCAGGUGCCAAAGACCGACAGUCAGUUAGGGCUGACACUGGGAAUGAUAGGUUUGCUGGGGUGUUCAGGGUUUCUAGAUAAGGAAGGAAGAAUGGUUUUGAAGAUGUCUGAUGAAGGUUCAUGUGAGGUAGUUUUUUUUUCUUCUGUUUUUGAUACUUGCUCUUUAUUUCUGGGCUUAUGUGGUCACUCUUGUAAAUAUUUAUAUAUUUCCCAUUUUUGCAUUCAUCAGGUGAAAUGUUCUACAGACUGACUGGAUGUUUAAUAUUUCCAUGCACACGGGAACAGAGAAUGUAAAUACAUCAUUGCAUUGUGACGUUUUCCUUCUGGAUUAAUUGCAAAACACAAUCUGAUCUCCAAGCUGUGACCAGGUUAUCUUGAUACUUAGAACAGAAAACUAUUGAAAGCUACCUCCAGCCAACAGACACACAAACUGGUGCCACUGGAACAUUUUCUCAAUGGAACGGCACAGAUUACUAGUUUAGCUAUGUACAGACCUGAAUAUUUAAAUUAAUACAUCAAGCACUUUUUAAAUAAUGCCCCAAUUCCCUUGUGUAUAGGAGUAGAGUCUCCAAGUUUAAAUGUUGUACAAUUUUAUACAAUUAUAAAUAUAAAGUAAUAAUUGACCCUGGUACAGCUGGAACAACAACGUACCACGUAUACUGUAUUGAUUGGCUUUGCAGUUAGUUUUAGGUGUCACAACAUGGUCACAGAUUGGUUAUUUUCCAUCGUGUUGACUUAUGGCCUCACAAUUUAGUGGUAAUGGAAAAAAGCUUUAUAUAGUCAUUUGAAGUUCCAACUCACUAUUUAAUACCAUAUGUUUGUACAACAGCCCAUGGUUGACACUGAUGUCUGUUUAUUCAAGUGAGUAAAACCCGGUGUAUAUCUCAACACUUUAUCAUGGUAACAGCUGCCUCUGCUGUUUAAACAUCCUGACAUGAUCUCUGCACUGUGAAAACACCGACUGACUAGUUCUCGUGGGAAUUUUAGGCAUGUUUUAAUAUUAGUAGAAGUAGUAAUUGUCAUAGAGUCUGUUAAAUGGAGUAGGAUAUAUUUUUAAAGCAUUUAGAAGUUGCGCUGUUUGGUUUCAGUGUUUAAUGAUGCCAUUCGUGCACAGUAUUUGAUCAUGUGUUCAUUUUAACUGACCAAAUUUUUGGUGGCCACACAUUCUACAAUGUCUUAUCUAAAUGUAUACUGUGAUGAUAAAAAACUACAUAUUAUAUGUAAAAGAACAUGUGUCAUUGUCCUAUUUCUGUAUAUGGCUACUCCCAAAUAAAACCCUGUGCUUAAUGAUGAAAAUCUGUGGUUGUAUUCACAUUUUUGUUUUUUGUGAGCUUUGGUGAUGCCACUCGUGGAAAGUGUUGUGGAGUUGUACUAGCUUGCAGAUGCUCUUUUAAAAUGUGAAGCUGAGAGAAGGUGGCAGUCAAAAUAAUAGCUGUCCUCUGUACCUACUAGCUGACUAACACAAGUGGUGAAAUUCUCCUGUAACUAUAGGUA